ACUAACCGAACACCCAAACAAACAAACAGGAUAUAAUACAUUGAUUUCUGUUCACGCCCUAUGCUGUCUUGUUCCAAUACGAUAUAGAUAUAACCUAUAUAAUCUAAGCCAAACCCCCAAAAUCACCAGCUGGAAAAAAAUCUCAAUUAGGGUUUUCAGAUAUUCACAAAUUACUUACCAUGGACGCCCAAAGAGCAUUACUUGAUGAACUCAUGGGUUCAGCUAGGAAUUUGACUGAGGAAGAAAGAAGGGGACAUAAAGAAAUAACAUGGGAUGAUAAGGAAGUUUGUGGCUUUUAUAUGGUCAAGUUUUGUCCUCAUGAUCUCUUCGUAAAUACUCGAAGUGAUCUCGGUCCAUGCCCUAAAAUCCAUGAUCCAAAGUUGAAAGAAAGCUUUGAGAACUCGCCAAGGCAUGAUUCCUAUGUGCCAAGAUUUGAAGCUGAGUUGUCCCAUUUCUGCGAAAAGCUGGUCAUGGACUUGGAUAGGAGAGUGAGGCGUGGUCGCGAGCGUCUUGCACAAGAGGUUGAAGUUCCUCCUCCCCCACCUGUGCCAGUUGAAAAAUCUGAGCAACUAUCUGUGCUUGAAGAGAAAAUCAAGAACCUUUUAGAAUCGGUGGAGGCUCUUGGGGAAGCUGGCAAGGUGGAUGAAGCUGAGGCACUUAUGAGAAAGGUGGAUAUGCUUAACAUUGAGAAAACUGCCUUGACCCUACAUCCACAGAAUGACAAAAAUUUAAUGCUUUCCCAAGAAAAGAAGAUGGCACUUUGUGAAACAUGCGGUUCCUUUUUGAUAGCAAAUGAUGCUCUUGAAAGAACUCAAUCUCAUGUGACUGGAAAACAACAUAUCGGUUAUGGCCUCGUGAGAGAUUUCCUUGUGGAGUACAAGGAGGCCAAAGAGAAGGCAAGGGAGAAAGCAGCAGAAGAAAGGAAGCAAAGAGAUCAGGAACUUGAAGGUGGCCGUAGAAGUGGAUCAGCUGAUCGGGACAGGAAUCGUCAUGACCGUCGAGAUCGUAACAACAGAGGCAAUCGUGAUACAGGAAGAGCAUCAGAUCGUAGGUAUAACAAUAACAAUAAUUCUAGAAAUGGAGGUGACAGGAACAGGGAUAGGGAUAGAUACCGUGGACGUGAGCGUAGCAGAUCUCGUUCUCCUACUCGGUCGGGACGAUAGAGAUCAUCCAGAAGUCUAUUUUAGUGAAUUCGGUUGAUAAAUGUCUCUGGGAUUUGAAGUCUGGAAGAGCUUUGUUGAGACUAAUCUUCUAUCAAAUCAAUAUAACUAAAGGAGAACAGAGUUGGAGAACACAGAUUUGAUUUAUGCAAAUUAGUAUUCCUGCUGCUCAAGAUAUCAUGGUUUUCCCACGGACUUAAAUCUUGAAUUCUUUUUGGUUGAAUCCUUAUGAGGAAAGUUGGAUCUCUAGUCCAAGAGUUUUUUAAUGCACAUACUUUCUAUAUGAGCUUUACAAUGAGAUCGAAAUAAAGUUGGGUUGAGAGCUUUGACGAGUACCAACUAGUGAAGGGUGUCAUCUAGGAUUCAAGACAACACAUGUAUCAUCGAGUGGGAUCCAUGUGAGUUUAAACUGCGAAACUGACUAGGUUGGUUUGAUUUGGUUUUGUGAAAACAUUUUUUUUUAGAACGAUAUUCUAAUCUACUCCUACUUUUAUAUUACACGCAUAUCUGAGAUGAAACUUAGGACUUUUGAAAAAUUUCUAUUAAUUCACACCCACAAAUGUGGUAAGUGGGACUUGAACCCAGAUGGAUCUCCCUAAGGUCAAAGACCUUAAUGUUUUAA
Messenger RNA from Erigeron canadensis, 1782 nucleotides. Its product is annotated as luc7-like protein 3. Gene Ontology annotation, molecular function: mRNA binding. The transcript is spliced from 11 exons. Gene Ontology annotation, cellular component: U2-type prespliceosome; U1 snRNP. Gene Ontology annotation, biological process: mRNA splice site recognition. NCBI's taxonomy places the organism in Eukaryota, Viridiplantae, Streptophyta, Magnoliopsida, Asterales, Asteraceae. The coding region runs from base 180 to 1163 and encodes 327 amino acids. The record is from RefSeq and is a predicted model, not a curated record.